GUAAAUCACCACUUUCUCAUGACAUCCCAUCAAAGAGAGUGAAAACUGAAAACCCCCCACCCACACUGUUCUCUCUCUCUCUCUCUGGUUCACAUGCACUCCUUCCAUUUUUACUUGAUUUGGAGAACAAAGACAAAACCUCAUUUCACUUCACAGACCCUAUUCUCUCUCUCGCUCUGUCAUAUUUCUUCUUGGCUCUCCAGAAUCCUUCACUGGAUAUGAUUCCACCCAACAAACCAAAUCCAGCCGUUGGAUUUCGCUCAUUCUCAUCCCUUUGUUCUUUUCCUCCCUCUGAAUAAAUUCUCAGAUACAAUAAAAUUGCAGCAGCAGUCUGUCUGUGCGUUUCUUGGGCUCAGGUUUUGCAUAUCUAUAUAUGCAUAUCUUGUGCGUGCUCUGUUUUUUACUGCGUUGAUGGCCGCAAUUUACCAAGAACAAAGUGAAAAUGGGAAUGAGAUUAACAGGCAUGAUAUUCAGGCGGCUUUUGCUAAAGCGGUGGAGCUCCGGGCCCUUCAUGCUGCUCUUGUGCAGGCCAACAGCCCCGCCAACCUCAGAUUGCCUUCUUCUUCUUCCCCUGUCUCUCGCCAUGCUCCUCACUUCUCUGCCCAAGAUUACCCUGUUUUUACCCCAAGUUAUGAAGAUGAACCAUUACCAGGGUAUCAGCAAAUCCUGUUGGAGAAUCGGAACUACGCUGAGAGUUGGGGGGAGUACAACUUAGACGUGGGAAACAUUGAUGAAUCUGUCCUAUCAGAUUAUAGAACUGCAAAUGCGUCUUCAAGAAAAGGGUUUCCAUCUGAAUUGAUGAACUUGGAGAGGCAUAUAUGUCCAGCAGAAGAUCAAAAUUCGGUGACGGGUUCUUGUGCUAAUAACAUUUCUGUCCUUAGAGCAUCCCCGGGGCCUGACAAUUACUACAAGUCUAGGAGAAACAGCAUGGGGGAUAUCAAAUCAGUAUCGUCUUGCAAUAAAUGCAAGCCCGCUGUAAUAAGUAAUGACUUGGAUGGCCUCUCCAAGAAUGGCAGGAAGUCGAACAUUGUCGUGCCGUUGACAGAUUCACACUCAUCUCUUCAUUCGCAACCAAGAAACAAGGGGUUGAGCUUUUCAUGGCUGUUUCCCAGGCUAAAGAAGAAGAACAAGAAUGAAAAUUCACCUAUUCGUCCACAGGCUGAGGAAGUGUCCCAAAUGCUUACAGACUUGGGAAUGUUAUCUGUCGAUACGUUGAAGAGAGAAUUAAUGGAAGCGCACGAGAGUAGAGAUGCGGCCUUGAGUGAAGUUGCGGAAAUGAAAUCAUCACUUGGGGAGCUUAGCCAGAAGUUGGAGUAUUUGGAAACUUACUGUGAAGAACUAAAGAAGGCUUUAAGACAAGCUGUGCAAGUAAAGAAUCCUCAGCCUGCCGAAAAGCUUACAAAUCUUCCAAAGAGAGGGAAAUCCGUUGAUGGGAGUGCAGAAAGUUCAAUGCCUGUGAGUGAAGAAGUAAUGGUGGAGGGGUUCUUGCAAAUAGUAUCAGAAGCAAGACUAUCAGUGAAGCAAUUCUGCAAGACUCUAGUUGGCCAAAUAGAAGAAAGUGACCAUUCUCUAAUUGACAAUCUAAAUUCACUGCUUCAACCAUACAAGCUGUCUGUAAACUCAAAAUACUCCAAAUCAGUCUUGUACCAUUUGGAAGCUAUCAUAAACCAAUCACUCUACCAGGACUUUGAGAACUGUGUGUUCCAGAAAAACGGAAUGCCAAAGCUCUUGGACCCUCAACAAGAACGCCAAGCACGGUUCCAGUUGUUUGUAGCAUUGAGAAACCUAAGUUGGAACGAAGUCCUGAGGAAAGGGACAAAGUUCUACAGCGACGAGUUCAGCAAGUUCUGUGAUCAGAAAAUGAGUGGCAUUAUAACGACUCUCGGUUGGACUAGACCAUGGCCUGAGCAGCUCCUUCAAGCGUUCUUCGUAGCUGCAAAGUGCAUCUGGUUGCUCCAUUUGCUUGCAUUUUCGUUUGAUCCACCUUUAGGUAUUUUAAGGGUCGACGAAAACAGGCCUUUCGAACCCCAUUACAUGGAGGAUGUGUUCGCUGAGAAGCAAAGGCCGCAGGGUCCCAGCCGAGUCAAGAUCUUGGUAAUGCCUGGAUUUUAUGUUCAUGAUAAAGUACUUAGAUGUAAGGUUCUUUGCAGAUAUAAGUCAGUUGUCUAACUGGAAGUAGUUCAAUACUUGUCAAUUUUCUUUUCUCUGCACCUGGAUUAUAUUAACUUGUAAUCUCCACUUAGUUUAUUCAGCUUAUGUUAUCUCUUCGACAAGUUUGUUCA
Molecule: messenger RNA, 2282 nt
Organism: Sesamum indicum (sesame)
Lineage: Eukaryota; Viridiplantae; Streptophyta; Magnoliopsida; Lamiales; Pedaliaceae
Product: IRK-interacting protein
Source: RefSeq, a predicted model, not a curated record